Messenger RNA from Nasonia vitripennis (jewel wasp), 1899 nucleotides. RefSeq names its product histidine-rich glycoprotein-like. NCBI's taxonomy places the organism in Eukaryota, Metazoa, Arthropoda, Insecta, Hymenoptera, Pteromalidae. The transcript is spliced from 2 exons. The coding region runs from base 107 to 1813 and encodes 568 amino acids. The record is from RefSeq and is a predicted model, not a curated record.
UCGUACCUCAAAAGAGUCGAAAAAGGAGAGAUAGAGAAAGAAUGAUAAAUGCCAGCACAAGAGUUGUUGGGCCUUCUAAUGUCAUUCGCCAUCGAGCUGCACCGUAAUGAAAUAUCUCAUCUCUGGAGUUAUUUGGAUUUCCAUCACGACAAAAUGCGUUGAUUCAAAAGAUCUACGUCUUGCACUCCCACAAAGUAGUUCUAUCACUCCGCUUGGACUUGAUACUCAUCAGCUGCCAAGUGUAACAAAACUGCAAAAUAUAGAUCCGUCCUUUCAACAUACGCAUCAAAAACGACAACUUAGUAACCAAGGAAAUUAUGGAUUUCAGAAUCCAUUUUUCUCGUCUCAAGUAUCGCAAGGGAAACCUAAUAUUGUGUCCGCAGCUAACACACCAAUUGAGAAACGUGUUCAUCUAGACAGUUUACAUGAAGCUUCGUACCAUCAUCACCAUGGACAUCAUCACGGCCAUCACCACGGGCAUAAACACGGCCAUCAUCACCACCAUAAGCAUGGUCAUGAUCAUCAUUCGAAACAUCAUCACGACCAUGGGCAUAAGCAUGAUCAUGGUCACAAACAUCAUCACGGACAUGAUCAUAAGCACGGGCAUCAUCAUCAUGAAGAUCACAAACACGAUCAUGACCACAAGCACGAGCAUGGCCAUCAUCAUAAACAUGGGCAUCAUCAUCAUCAAGAACAUAAGCACAGUCAUCACCAUCAUCGACAUCACAAACAUGGACAUGACCAUAAACAUGAUCACAAACAUGGUCAUAAACAUGAGCAUAAGCACGAUCAUCAUGAAGACCAUCAUCAUAAGCAUGGCCACCAUCAUCAUUCCGAACAUAAGCAUCACGAAGAGCACAAACAUGAAGGAGAGCAUCAUCAUCAUCACAAACACUCUCAUCAUAAUGAACACCAUCACCAUCACGAUCAUCAUCAUAAAAAUGAGCAUCAUCAUCAUCAUUCACACAAGGAAACUGAAACUCAUCAUCACCACCACGGACAUGAACAUAAAAACGAUCACAAACAUGGACAUAAACAUGAUAAUCAUCAUCACCACGGCCAUGAUCAUCAUCAUAAGCAUGGUCACCACCACCAUCACGGACAUCAUCAAGAUCACCAUCACAAACAUGGUCAUGAACACAAGCAUGGUCACCACCACGACCAUAAACAUGGUCACCAUCAGGAGCAUAAGCAUGGCCAUCAUCACGAUCAUAAGCAUGGUCACCAUCACGAUCACAAGCACGGUCAUCACCAUGGACAUCAUCAUGGUCACCACCACGGUCAUCAUCAUAAACACGAUCAUGAUCAUAAGCAUGGACACAAAGAAGAACAUCAUCAUGGACAUCAUCAUGGUCAUCAUCAUCACCAUCAUCAGGAACACAAACACGAUCAUCAUGAAGAUCAUAAGCACAAGCAUGAACAUCAUCGAGAGCAUAAGCACCAUCACGGCCACAAACAUCAUCAUGAUCACCAUGAACAUCAUAAGCAUCAUGAACAUCACAAGCAUCACGAUGAUCAUGGGCAUAAGCACGAUCAUCAUCACGAUGAACAUCACAAGCACGAUGAGCAUCACCAUGCAGAUCACGGUCAUCAUCAUCAUCAUAAGCAUCAUGAAGAUCAUCAUCAUGCAGAAUUUGAAGAUCAUUCGCACAAGCAUUUCAAGAGUCAUAUCCAUGAUUUUGGCGCUUCACAUACUCAUGAAAAAUACGCACUUCCCGAAGGGGGAUUGGCAGUGUCGGAGUCUGCUAAUGUUAAUACUGAAGUUUCACCAACCACGACACCAGCAAAGCCAUUACUCAUUCAAAUAGUUUAAACAAAUACAUUUUUUACUGUGCAAUGUACGUGGAAUGUAUACUCAUUUAACACAAUUUUUUAAUAAAAGUUCCAAGUUUUUAGUCA